CGGCGCCUCUGUCAAUUGCGUUUGAAAUCGAAACAGUGCCCCGUAAGUUGCUGUGUCGCUGUCAAGCUGUCACGGGUUUUCAAAGCGCGAAGUGCUCGCGCGUUUUUCUACUGACACCUUCUAAUUUUUCAGUUUUUUUGUAGCACUGUUUUAUUUAUUGUUCCCAUAAAAUAGUUCGCGCUGACCACUUCCCCAAAACACAGCCAUUCCAAGCGCAGCGCUUGGAUAAAAGAAGAAGAAAAUCGGCAAUAAUGGAACGCCAUCGUCGAUGAUGGUCCAGGUGGUGCCACCGUGUUGGCACGUGCGGCACGGACCAUUCAGUGACAUUCGAAAGUGGGACGUGUGGGAGCAAGGACGUUAUUUUGCCUGUUCCUUCUGGACUUCAUUUUCUGGCUAGUAGUGUUUUUUAUAGUCAGGCACCACUGAUCUGGACGUUAGAUGCGCGGUCUUGGCGCCCUGUAGUACGGCCAGCAUGUCUGAACGAGGAGAUGAACUGGACACAACAAAGGCCAUCAUCCGCGCUCUGCUUAUUGCAGAUAAGCGACCGGUGACGGUGAGAAGCUUCCUGUUUGCGUUUAAGGAUAGCGAGGGCCAAGAACUGCCAUACGCAAAGUUUGGCUUUAAAGACCCCUUAAGCUUUCUCCGUAGCAUCCCGGACACUGUACAGUUGUCACAAGUGGGCAGUGACUUCUACGUAAAAGCGACGGUGACGGAAGAGGUCGAGCAUGUCCAGAGGCUGGUCAAAGGUCAAAGGGAUUCGCAUUACAGGUCUUCACGCUCACCGCCGGCGUACAAAAGGCCGAGUCUGUUUCAACCUGCCCAAACUACGCUGUUCACUUCACCACCGCGGCGUCUCCCGCCGAGCCCCAGAUACUAUGACACGCUGGAUCAGGUGAAAAACAACUUGCGCUUACUCCUGGCCGACCACAUGACGAAUGGAAUCAACGUGCGCCAGCUUCAGGAUUGCUACGCCAAGAGAUUUGGCAGCCACAUCAACUAUGCAUCCUUCGGCUACAGCACGUUCGAAGACUUCCUCAUCAGCAUGUCUGACGUUAUGUGUGCCAUACGCAACUCGACCGGAGCUAUGAAGGUGUUUCUCAGCAAGAGAAGCAUUGGUGUGCCACUUCUGCCUUCAGGGAAGCCAUUACCAACUUUCACAGUGCACCAUUCAGCUGGCAAGCAACCUCUGCCAUUUCAAUUCCCUGGCCAGAGAGUCCUGAAGCCCUUGCAGCAACUUGUCAGGACAGCCAACACUUGGCUGCCACUUCAUGCAGAUAUGGAGCCACGAAUGCUGGAUUCAUACCAAAGCAAGUCUACAAAGCAAUCAUUCCAUCAAGAUAUUCAGCCUGCAGGUAUGGCAUCACAAACGCUAAAUUCGCACCAAAGCAGGUCUACAUUUCAUCAAGGUACCAGGCCUGAAACUAUGGCACCACAAAUGCUGGAGUCAUACCAAAGCAGGUCUGCAGGCCAAUCACUCUGCUCAGACAUGCAGCCUACAGGCAUGGAGCAACAACAACUGGAAUCUUUCCAAAGCAGGCCUACAGAGCGCUCACUUCACCGAGAUAUACAGCCUGCAGGCAUCCCACCACAAAUACUGGAAUCAUGCCGCAGCAGGCUUACAGGACACUCAUUCCACCCAGACAUUAAGCCCGCAGUCGGGAAGCCACCAAUGCCAGAAUCGUGCCAAACUGGGCAUACAAAGCCAUCACCCCGUCCAGGGAGUCUGCAAGCUAGGGGACACCGACGAACGCACAAAUCAUCCCGAGGCAGGCUAAGCCCCGUUCCAGAACUGCCUUUGGAGCAUGACGAGUCGCCAACAUCCCCGACUGUUCUUGACGUAGAUAUGCUGGCGCGGCAAACCAUGAUUUCUCGAGCUAGUUCAGAACGUUGGGAGGCAGUAUGCAUCAUGAAUCCUCGACUUGAGACAAAUAUUAAGAAGGUGCUGGGACAACAUCCCGAGGGUGUUUGGCUAUCAAGCUUUGCAAAGUUGUACAAGGAAAUGACAGGUGUCGAGCUGUGCCCUACAGAGUAUGGCUAUGACAACAUGAUGAACCUGAUAGCAGACUUCAGGCACGUGGUUUCUGUGUCACGGCCAUUUUCUGAUGGAGACUUCAUGAUCUGUCUUCAUGCCUCACCCAAAGAGCCGACUCUGGAUAUCAAGAUGGUGAACAUCAUGCAGGUAUUAAUAAGGAUGAGCGGGCCACAGGGCCUGACCUUGGAUGAACUUCUGCAGUUCUAUCAGGAAGUGACAGGGGAAAGCAUGAACCCUGCAGAGCAUGGCUUUACACGCCAGGCAUUUGUUCUCUUCCUCACAGCGCAGUUGAACUUGACAUACGAGUCCCUGGGCAGAGGGCAGUUUUUGCUACAGUCUGCAUGGUCCAGUGAGCAAGUGGCAUCUUUUAAGGCUGAAGCAGCUGGAUCAAUCAAAACUGCUGGAGCUACCAGAACUGCAGAAGUAUCUGAAGAUACUCCUGCUCGGCUAACUGAAGCCACCCAAGCUACUGAAACUGCCCGAACUACGGAAACGGCCCGAGUGACUGACACAGUCCAAGCAACCGAUGCAGCCCGGGCAACCGACACAGCUUGGGAAACUGAAGCCACCCAAGCAACCGGCACAGCCUGGGCGACCGACACAGCCUGGGCGACCGACACAGCCUGGGCGACCGACACAGCCCAAGCAACCGAUGCAGCCCAAGCAACCGAUGCAGCCCAAGCAACCGAUGCAGCCCAAGCAACCGAUGCAGCCCAAGCAACUGGCACAGCCUGGGCAACUGGCACAGCCUGGGCAACUGACACAGCCCAAGCGACCAACACAGCCCAAGUGACUGAAACAGCCCAGGAGACAAGAAGGGUUCCACUAACCAGUACUCUCUGGGAAAUGUAUGGUAUUGAUGUAUAUAAAAAUUCGGAAAUGGCCAAAGAUGCAGAAACAGCUGAAAGCACCGAUUCUGAUGAACUGGAUAAAAUAAUUGUGGAAGCAUUGACUUCUUCAAAGCCUACAAUUGGACGGGUAACAAGCCCCCCACUUAUUAUGUCCAACAACCCAUAUCCCCAACCAGACAAACUGGAAGUGAACAAACACUAUGUUGUAUAUGUGUCGCAAAUAUAUAAUGCACACCACUUCUACAUCCAAAGGAAAGGCACGGAUGCCUCUGUUCGUUUGGAAGUACUCAUGAACAAGCUGGAGUGGGUGUACAAUGGACUCGAAUCCAUUGAUUACCUCAUUGAGGACAAGCUGGUGCAUGUGGGUAUGCCCUGUGCAGCGUCGUAUACCUACAACGAAGGCAACUCAGAUUGGCACCGAGCAUUGGUGGUUGCCCUAGACCCUGACCCCAGCACUUGCCAGGUGCUUUUUGUCGACUAUGGCACACUUGCAGUGCUCCCAAAGAAGAAGCUACGUCUUUUGAGGAAUGACUUCUUUGACCUGCCACCCCAAGCCGUGCGAGCCACCAUGGAAUACUUAAAACCUGCAACUCCUGAAGGCUGGACUCUUGACGCAAAAGCUGCAUUUAUCCAGCUCGUCAGUGAUGACAAAACCGUGGUGUGCAAUGUGUUGAAGCGUUGGGGGCCUCUGCACUCUGUCAGUCUCUGCAUUACAAGCCAACAUCCUGAAGCUUACGUUUCUGAUCUGCUGGUCGAAAAAGGUCUUGCUCUGCCAACCUUGCGUUACAAGCGAAUAAUGGCGCAGCUUAUGGAAGGUGAGCCAUUUUCCACAGUCCUACAAGAGGAUGAUGGCAUUCCAAAUGAACCUUCAUCAGUGAACAGUGGCAGUGAUACCACAGCCCAACGACCAACAGCUGCAGAACACCCAUCCCACUACCCUUUUCUAGCCGACCAGUACCUGCAAGGAGGCCUCAUGCCUCAACCAGCCCAUCUCAUUGUGACAGCUCACAGUUCUCAGCCAUCUGACCAAGCUGAGUCAUGUGACCAUGCUCAGCCUGGUGACCAGACCAUUGCAUCCAAUUCACAAGUAAUCAAUCAUGCUCAGGCACUGGACCAAGACUGUGCUCAUGCUCCGACGAUUGACCAAGCUGAGCAAAUGAAGGGCAUGCCAUUUGCACCACUAGUCCAGCGUAGAGCACCACAGCCAGUUGCCUGUAGCAUACGAAGGCCUAUACCUCAUCAUCCUGAGGAUGUCCCUCGCAAGUUUGUUAUGCCGCGACAGCCUACUAAGAAUUACAUGCGUGAAAUGGUUGCUGUAUGUCAACGCCGAGGGAUUGCACCCCCCAAAGACUGGAAAAAGCUUGCAGAAGAGGAAGAUAUCCGAUUAAGACGAAUCCAUGGGCCAUCGUUUGCUUCCUCAACUGUGCAGAAAUUUACAGAAUCAACGGCACAAACAACCAUGCAGCCAUCAUCACAGGCUGCCUCUCAUUCAAGUGGAGAGCCAGCUGCUCAGUCAUUUAAAUGCCCCGAACCAGCUGUUGCUGCAUCAGCUGUGCAACCGUGCCCACAGUCAGCUGUACAAGAUCCUGCGCAGUCGGGUGGAGAGCCUGCUGUACAGCCAACUGCUAGUCCUGCUGUGCAACCUCCUUUUGAACCAUUUGUGCAGCCAACAUCGGGUCCUGCCAUGCUCUUCCACAUGACACCACCUGCUCACCUGUAUCCACUUCAGGAACCCCAGCCAUCAGUGGAAACUUCUGUGACGUCAGCUCCUGAAGCACCACUGAGUCAGGUGCCUGAAUGCUCAGCCGAUGAGCCUUGUACGACUGUUGAGGACGAGGAGGACUUCAUGUCUGUGCUUCGACGAGAGCUGGAUGGACCUUGCCCUGCUCGUGCUGUCAAACCGGAAUACCUCAAGUCUGGCUACUGCUUGGUGAUCCUCAAUUAUGAGCAAGUGCCAUACAUAACUACUGCUAAUGUUUGUCAGCUCCUUGGAUGGACCUCAGAUGUGAUCCUGCAAAAGCUGGAGGCCAAACGCAUCCGCUUUCCAACACUGGUCCUGAAAAAAGAAGACCAUGGCUGGCUUUUCAAUCAAAUGGCCAGUUAUGACGUUCCUGGAGUGAAGAUCCGCCAACAUCUGGCUCAGCAAGUCACACUCUUUCCAUUGAAAAAUGUUGUCGACUUGCUGAACCUAUUUGAGUGCACAGUGAAGAAAUUGAGGCAGGAAGUCAUGGCGGCCCUGUGUGCAUUCGACCCUACCAGCCCGUACUGGCUUUGUUCGUCCGAUGACAGUGACUCUGAUGAAGGUUCAACUCUGGACAAAGAGCUCGCCAGGCUGCUUAACAUGAGGAAGGAAUUGCACGCUCAUAUCUUGAACAACCAAAUCACUGAUGAGAAAGUUGAUCGCUUGAGCCAUAUUGAAGAUACCAUUGAAAGGCUGGAAAAGCUGAUCUUGGCCAAAGGAGGAAAACUACUUUGCGAGCCAAGCAAGACCUGGUAGUAGUAGUGCCACUUGAGAUUCUGCUGCCUUGCAGACCCAUGGUGCAAAAUCGGAAAGCUCAAGUGAUUUGGGUCACUUUAUGCUGUUGUGCAAAACUUGUGCAAUAACUUGUGCAAUGCAAAUGUGCAUCAAUAAUUUCAUAGUUGCUUCAUUGUACAUUCACUACACAUCAUACAAAGCAUAUGAAAACUUAUAUGGGUAUCUGGCACACUGUAUUGUGCCGUUUUUGCAGGUGUUCAAUUAUUUCAUAGUCAAGUCACUGUAUAUUCUGCAUAGUUCAUGCUAACUUGAAAAUGUAUAUAAUAUGGCACACUGUGCAUUCAUAUUUUAUAUUUAAGUAUUUGUUUUGUUGUAUGUUAACAUACUAUUAUGUUUGCAACAGUACAAAUAAAGAACUUUUGAGAUUUUGACAA
This is a messenger RNA of Dermacentor andersoni, 5793 nucleotides long. RefSeq lists its product as uncharacterized. NCBI's taxonomy places the organism in Eukaryota, Metazoa, Arthropoda, Arachnida, Ixodida, Ixodidae. Gene Ontology annotation, cellular component: P granule. Gene Ontology annotation, biological process: piRNA processing; spermatogenesis; P granule organization. The record is from RefSeq and is a predicted model, not a curated record.